UGUUUGUACCAAUUUUUUGCGUAAAAUGAAGGCAGUCCAUUCGCGUUAGCCGAAAGGAUAAGAGCAUAAAUUUCAAAACAUCAGUCCGCUUUCUGCUUGUUUCCAAAGAAAUCCGAUCUCGAAACUCUUAUCAUCUGCCCAGGAAAACAGCAGAAUACCCGAAACAGGACUUUGACUGUGAAGGAAUUCUGGAUGUCCGGCAUGGAAAGACUACAACGAAUGUUCGCCAGCGCCGGCGGCGCUCUUGGCCACCCGCCGCCGGACUCUCCAACCCUAGAUACCUCCGAACAAGUCUACAUCUCGUCACUCGCUCUAUUAAAAAUGCUCAAACACGGGAGGGCGGGAGUGCCGAUGGAAGUGAUGGGGCUGAUGCUGGGGGAAUUCGUGGACGAGUACACUGUGCGCGUGGUGGACGUUUUUGCGAUGCCGCAGAGUGGGACAGGGGUUAGUGUGGAAGCUGUGGAUCAUGUUUUCCAGACCAAUAUGCUCGACAUGCUUAAGCAAACUGGCAGACCUGAGAUGGUGGUUGGUUGGUAUCAUUCCCAUCCUGGUUUUGGAUGUUGGCUUUCUGGUGUUGACAUCAAUACUCAGCAGAGUUUUGAAGCUUUGAAUCAAAGAGCAGUUGCAGUGGUGGUGGAUCCGAUUCAGAGUGUUAAAGGGAAGGUGGUAAUUGAUGCCUUUCGUCUGAUUAAUCCCCAAACCAUGAUGCUUGGCCAAGAACCACGCCAGACAACAUCCAACCUGGGGCACCUCAAUAAGCCAUCUAUCCAAGCAUUAAUUCAUGGUUUGAACAGGCAUUAUUACUCCAUAGCCAUAAAUUAUAGGAAGAAUGAGCUUGAAGAGAAGAUGCUUCUAAAUCUUCACAAAAAGAAAUGGACGGAUGGAUUGACCCUGCAGCGGUUUGAUGACCAUUCAAAAACAAAUGAGCAGACAGUUCAGGAGAUGUUAAAUCUAGCUAUCAAAUACAAUAAAGCAGUUCAGGAGGAGGAUGAAUUGCCCCCAGAGAAGUUAGCUAUUGCUAACGUGGGAAGGCAAGACGCGAAGAAGCACCUCGAGGAGCAUGUCUCAAACUUGAUGUCUUCUAACAUUAUUCAGACACUGGGAACGAUGCUAGACACAGUCGUCUUCUAGAGUCGAUAAACUCAACUUCUCGAGGUUGGUUAAACUAAAUUUGAUGUAUGGUUUGCUUUUUCUUGGAUCCGAUCAACACUUUUCAAGUACUGUGAGAGUGCAGCUAUCUCAUAUAUUAUUCUGUUUCUAAUUUCUCUCGUCUUCCUCAAGUAUUUCUGUAGCAUCGAUUGUGUUCCUAUGCAAUUCAUUACUAAGAUCAGUACUUUAAUCGCAUUGUUAUGACUGCAUUGCUUGGAUUGUUGUGGGUCAAUUGUGUUAUCCAUUAGCAUUUAUUC
Olea europaea var. sylvestris is the source of this 1406-nucleotide messenger RNA. Its product is annotated as 26S proteasome non-ATPase regulatory subunit 14 homolog. The coding region runs from base 193 to 1131 and encodes 312 amino acids. Gene Ontology annotation, molecular function: protein binding; proteasome binding; metallopeptidase activity. The record is from RefSeq and is a predicted model, not a curated record. Gene Ontology annotation, cellular component: proteasome regulatory particle, lid subcomplex. Gene Ontology annotation, biological process: protein deubiquitination; proteasome-mediated ubiquitin-dependent protein catabolic process. The transcript has 6 exons. NCBI's taxonomy places the organism in Eukaryota, Viridiplantae, Streptophyta, Magnoliopsida, Lamiales, Oleaceae.